UGACAUUUCUCGCGUUUGCUGUGAAAUAUUUUUUCCUCGGGAAAACUCAACUUUUCUCCCACUUUCCUCUGGGUUCUGCUAUGUUUCAGUACUGCCGCCGCGACAGAGUGUAGUGAAGAGUGCAGAGCUUGUGGAAUCUCUGGGAUCUUGAGUGGGGAAAUUGCUGAAGAAGAAUGUCUUCAUUCACGGAAACUGCGCUGGUGAAGAAGCUCACAGACCUGAAUCCCAGCCAGCAGAGCAUCCAGACGCUGUCGCUGUGGCUCAUCCACCACCGGAAGCACCAUGUCACCAUCGUGAAGACGUGGCUGCGUGAGCUGCAGAGAGCGCCCGGUCACAAGAAACUCACCUUCAUGUACUUGGCCAACGAUGUGAUCCAGAACAGCAAGAAGAAGGGCCCAGAGUACGGCUCGGAGUUCUCGAAGGCGCUGGAGGCGGCCUUCAAGCACGUCGCGGACACUUGCACGAAGGAGGGCAAGACCAUCGGCAGCCUGGACAGAAUCCUCAACAUCUGGCUAGAGCGCGGCGUGUACGGUGCCGAGGUGAUCCAGGCGUACCAGGCGGCCCUCCACUCGGCGCCAGCGGCGCCCGCCGAGGAGCCGCCGAAGAAGAAGCGCAAGUCUGAAGAGCACGGAAAGUCCGCGAAGCGCCCCAAGCCGGCGGCCGUGGAGAAACCAAAGGAGCACGUGAAGAGUGAGACUGUGGAGGUGAAUGGCACGGUGGAGACGCACGUGACGCUGAGCCCCCACACGCCCGUGGGCGAUCCUCCGGAGCCGGAGGAGCUGAUCAAGGCGCUGAUUGAGAUUGAGAAUUCGGCGUCCAGCGACGCCGCCGUGCGGGAGAGAAUCGCCAACUUGCCGGCGGAGCUGUCCGAGGUGUCCAUGCUGAGCAAGAUUGAGGACAAGGAGGCGGCGCAGAAGCUCUCGCGCGAAGUCAACGACGCCCUCAAUUUGCUCAACGAGUACAAUGCGAGACUGUGCACGGAGAUGGAGGACAGGAAGAAGCUGCAGAACAUGCUGAAGGACUUCCAGCAGGAGCAGCGAGAACUGCUGACACAGGCAGAGAGUCGCUUAGAUGAGUACACAAAGAAGGUGACGAAGAUGAAGGAGGUGCAGCGGGAGAUUAGGAAUCACCUGAAGAACCUCCCGGAUCUCACUCAGUUGCCUGACGUCACUGGUGGCCUGGCGCCGUUGCCGUCUGCCGGCGAUCUCUUCAACAUUCACUAAAGCACUCCGCGGAAGGGGCGGAGGAAGUGUUAAAGAUUGCAGCACGACCAACAAAACAGCAUGAGCCAGAAUUAACAGAAUUUUUGACGACUAUGACGCUUCUAUUUAGGAUCAACAUAUGUAAUUUUGUGGCAUUGCAUACAAAUUGGGUGGCAAAAAGUCUUGAGAUAUUUCCUAACUUUAUGUUAUUCUUUCCAAAAUGCAUAUUAAUCGAUAGAUUUCCCUUCGAUUUGAGGAGUGAAUUUUUCAUUGUGUGAAAAAUUGUGCACAGAAUCACAAGGAAAAUUGUAUAAAUUGUGUCCAAGUGAAGACUAAAAGGUCAGCACAGUGGACAAAUUCAAGGGUGGUUUAGACAGAGAUGAAUAAAUAGUUUCUAUUCAA
Phlebotomus argentipes is the source of this 1604-nucleotide messenger RNA. RefSeq names its product regulation of nuclear pre-mRNA domain-containing protein 1B. Gene Ontology annotation, molecular function: RNA polymerase II complex binding. The transcript has 3 exons. NCBI's taxonomy places the organism in Eukaryota, Metazoa, Arthropoda, Insecta, Diptera, Psychodidae. The coding region runs from base 174 to 1223 and encodes 349 amino acids. Gene Ontology annotation, cellular component: RNA polymerase II, holoenzyme. Gene Ontology annotation, biological process: mRNA 3'-end processing. The record is from RefSeq and is a predicted model, not a curated record.